Messenger RNA from Entelurus aequoreus (snake pipefish), 4628 nucleotides. Its product is annotated as myelin transcription factor 1-like protein. Lineage: Eukaryota; Metazoa; Chordata; Actinopteri; Syngnathiformes; Syngnathidae. Bases 8 to 1966 code for a protein of 652 amino acids. The transcript is spliced from 15 exons. Gene Ontology annotation, biological process: regulation of transcription by RNA polymerase II. Gene Ontology annotation, cellular component: nucleus. Gene Ontology annotation, molecular function: DNA-binding transcription factor activity, RNA polymerase II-specific; RNA polymerase II cis-regulatory region sequence-specific DNA binding; zinc ion binding. The record is from RefSeq and is a predicted model, not a curated record.
UGUGGCUAUGUAUGAGAACGUUCUUAAGUGUCCCACGCCUGGCUGCACCGGACGCGGCCAUGUCAAUAGCAACAGAAACUCCCACAGAAGUCUGUCAGGAUGUCCCAUUGCCGCAGCAGAGAAGCUGGCCAAAGCCCAGGAGAAACACCAAGGCUGUGACGGCUCUAAACCCAACCAGGCUUCUGACCGGGUCUUGAGCACGCCUCGAUCCAACCUGGCCAAGGAGCUGGAGAAGUACUCCAAGACCAGCUUCGACUACAGCGCCUUCGAGAACACCAACAACCACCAUGUGUACGGAAAACGGGCUAUCGCACCCAAAGUUCACGGGCAAAGGGAUUCCUCCCCUAAAGGAUUUGACGCCAAGCGUUACUGCAAGAACUCCAGCUCGGCCAGCAGCACCACCAGCACCUACGCUCCCAGCAGUAGCAGCAGCAGCCUGAGUUGUGGAGUUGGGGGAGGGGGUAUGGGAGGAGGUGGAGGCAGCAGUGCCAGUAGCACCUGCAGCAAGAGCAGCUUUGACUACAGUCACGACAUGGAAGCCGCACACAUGGCCGCCACAGCCAUCCUCAACUUGUCCACGCGCUGUCGAGAGAUGCCCCACGGAAUGGGAGGCAAGCCCCAGGAUCUGUGCUCGCAGAGUCCCGGCCUGGAUGUUGACGAGAACGGUACAUUGGACCUGAGUAUGAGCAAGCGUCUGUGCAGCGGCGCGGGGGACUCUGUGCUCACCCCUCUGGAGCCCAUGUCCCCCCAGAGGCAAGCGGCUCUGCUGGGCUCCCGCUGCUACAGCAUGGGGGACGCUGCCGACUGCUGGGACCUGCCAGUUGACUACACCAAGAUCAAACACAUAGAUGAUGACGACAAAGAGGAUGACCUGGACCCCUUCCAAGACCUGCUAGAAGACCGCUCCUAUACCACAGAUGUUAACAUACCCAGUCCCAAGCCUAAAUUUGCUCAGUGCAAAGAGACUAAGAAGGACCUGAUCACCCUCUCAGGUUGUCCAUUAGCUGAUAAAAGUAUUCGGAGUAUGCUGGCCAACAACGCGCAAGAGCUCAAGUGCCCGACACCAGGGUGCGAUGGUUCGGGACAUAUCACUGGCAACUACGCCUCUCACAGAAGUCUCUCAGGUUGUCCGCGUGCCAGGAAAAGCGGAAUAAAGAUCAUCCACAGUAAAGAGAACAAGGAGGACCAAGAGCCAAUCAGGUGUCCUGUUCCUGGUUGUGAUGGCCAAGGUCACGUGACAGGGAAGUACGCGUCACACAGAAGUGCAUCGGGAUGCCCAAUAGCAGCAAAGAGACAAAAAGAUGGCUACCUAAACGGCAUCCAGUUCACAUGGAAGUCCGGCAAGACGGAGGGGAUGUCAUGUCCCACGCCGGGCUGCGACGGCUCGGGUCACGUCAGCGGCAGCUUUCUGACACACCGGAGUCUGUCAGGCUGUCCGCGUGCCACUUCCGCCAUGAGGAAAGCGAGGCUCUCUGGAGUGGACAUGCUCACAAUAAAGCAGCAGCGCGGCAGCAACGGCUUGGAUCAUGAAGAGGAGCUCAAACAGCUGGAUGAAGAAAUCAAAGAUUUAAGUGAAUCCAAUUCACAAGUGGAAGCGGACAUGAUCAAACUCAGAACGCAGAUCACAACCAUGGAGUCCAACUUGAAGUCCAUGGAGGAGGAAAACAAGGUGAUUGAACAGCAAAAUGACUCUCUCCUGCAUGAGCUGGCCAACCUCAGCCAGUCACUGGUUAACAGUUUAGCUAAUGCCCAGCUCCCCCAUAUGAAACCACUGGCACACAAAGAGCCUCUUCUUAGGACUAACAGCUGCUUACAGCUCCACCAGCAAGAGCCAAUCGAACAGAACUUUGAUGCCUAUGUGACCUCUCUAACGGACAUGUACAAUGUCCAGGACCAAUACCACAGUCCAGAAAACAAAGCCUUGUUGGACAACAUCAAGCAGGCGGUCCAAGGGAUCCAAGUGUAACUAUUUUGGACAAAGGAGCUUCCUGUUUAUCCAUGCAAAGUGUGGGCGGCGUCUCAGAGUCCACAAGUGAAGGUUUCAUCUCCUUGAUGCAGAGCAGUUACAUAUAAUGUACAGUGUUAUAUAUUCGGAAUUCUUUAAGAAACCCAGAGGUAUUAUGCUUAGAGAGAGACAUUGAGACAACGCCUUUUCUUUUUGGGGUCUUGCUUCAAGGAAGGACAUACAAGUGUAAAGCAGCAAAAUAGUUUUUGAGGACAUUUUGUACGUUUUCAUAUGAGCUGACAUUGCGCCAUGUAAUGUUUCUAGCUGCUCACAUAUGCACAUUUUAGUGUAUAUUACUGAACAGUAAGCUGAUUCUAACUGAACAUGCGUUCUUUUUAUUGCUCGACCACAAAGCAUUUUAGAUGACAAAAACAAAAAGCUGAGCUCGACACGGACACAAAAACAUGAGAAGAGGAACUAUAACAAUGUUUCACCUCAACGGGUGGUUUUAAAUUUUCUUUGUUUUCUUCUAUGUAUUGCUUGUAGAGUUCAAGGGCAAGAACUGGCUUGCAAAUUACUUUAUUUUUUGACAAUGCUUGAAAAAUGUUUGUGUUUUCUUUUUAAUCUACAAAAAAAUGUGUAGCUGAAAUGGGGGAAUUUUUCAUUGGUGCUGAAGAUGAGUUUGGAGAGGAAACUGACCGGACGUAUGGAUGAAUGUAUGUAUGAGCAGUUAUAUUGUAAACAUCAUUACACGGAAACCCGAUGGUGGAAAUCCCGUUAUUUAGGAGAGCAAAUUAAUUCCCAUGGGAACAAAUCAGUGCGGCGCAUGUAAGGUGGCAUGCACCUCAUCAAAAAAUAUCAAACUCAUUCUCAGGCUAUUGAAUGCACAACUGGACUGUUCAGGUUGUCUUGAAAUAGGUUUGGCCUGUCAUCAGAGCAGGACUCAUCAGGUCAUGUUUAAAGACUAGAUAGGACAGCUAUAGUUGCUGUCCUCUCUUAUCAAUUUCCCCUCUCAUCCAAGCAGACUUCACCAGUUCAUGCCCAAAGACUAGACAGGACAGCUUAGACCACAAUCAAGCAAGUUUUAAUCAAUUCAUAAUUCAUGCUCAAAGACUAGACAGGACAGCUCAUACUAUAUCUUAUUAUGCUUAAAGACUAGAGGACAGCUCCGAAUACAAUUAUUUUGACUAACUGACGAAGCCUGGGAGGGAAAAUGAAUAAGAGGGGUGACUAGAUAUGGUCGCUCUACUCUUCUCCAGGCUAGAAAGACAACUCAGACUAAAGCUGAGCACGUUUUCGGGGUCCAUGCUCAAAGAUUAACUUGGACAGCUCAGACUAAAGCCUAGCAGGUAUAAUCAAUUCAUGCUCAAAGACUAGAUGGGUCCUGAACUACAGCUUUCCUAUCUAGUUUCCUCUCUUAACCAGUGGCCUUGUGGUUAGAGUGUCUGCCCUGAGAUCGGAAGGUUGUGCGUUCAAACCCCGGCCGAGUCAUACCAAAGACUGUAAAAAUGGGACCCAUUACCUCCCUGAUUGGCACUCAGCAUCAAGGGUUGGAAUUGGGGGUUAAAUCACCCAAAUGAUUCCCGGGCGCGGCCACCGCUGCUGCUCACUGCUCCCCUCAUCCAUCCCCGGAUGGGUCAAAUGCAGAGGUUAACUUCACCACACCUAGUGUGCGUGUGACUAUCAGUGGUACUUUAACUUUAUCCAAGCAGGCUGAUUCUGUUCAUGCCAAAAGGCUAGACUGGACAGCUCAGACUACAGCCAAGCAGAUUCAAUCAAUUCAUGCUAAAAGACUAGAUAGGACAGCUCAUACUAGAGCUAUCCUAUCUAGUUUCCCCUCUCGUCCUGGCAGGCUUCCUCAGUUCAUGCCCAAGGACUAGAUAGGGCUGCUAGAGCUGAGCAAGAUUCAUCCACUUAUGCUUGAAGACUAGAUAAGACAGCUCUGACUAGUGUUCUUUAGGCAUGAACUGAUGAAGCAUGCUCGGAUGAAAUGGAAAAUGAAUGAGAAAGGUGACUAGAUAGGGCAGCUCUACUCUCCUCCAGACUAGAUAAAACAGCUUAGAUCAGUUCAUGCUCGCAGACUAGAUAGGAGAGCUCAGACUAGAGUUACAUGGGCAUGAACUGAUGAAGCCUGCUCUAAUGAGAGGAAACCUGUAGUACAGCUCUAGUCUCUGCUGUCCUAUCUAGUUUCCCCUCUCAUCCAGACAUGCUUCAUCAGUUCAUGCUUAAAGACUAGAUAGGGCAGCUGAGCAGGCUUCAUCCAUUUAUGUUUAAAUGCUACUUAGGACAGCUCAGACUACAGCUGAGCAGGUUUAAUUAAACUAUGCUCAAAUAUUAAAUGUGACUGUUCUUUGGAUAUAAACUGGUGAAGCCUGCUCAGAUGAGAGGGUAAACAAAUAAGAGAGCAAGGGAGAUUGAACAGCUCAGACUAGAGCUGUCCUAUCUAGUUUCCACUUUCAACCGUAAAAACUUCAUCAGAUCAACCCAAAGACAAGAUGGGACAGUUAAGACUAUAGUACGGUUCAUCCAUUUAUGUUUAAAGACUAGGACGUGCCCAAAGACAAGACAGGACAGCUCAGACCAGAGUUCUGUGAGCAAUAUUUGAUGGAGCCUGAUGAGAGGGGAAUCGAAUAAAAGGUGAAUCAAGAUAGAGCUAAUAAUAAACAAUCCUGCUCAGGCAAGA